AUGGAUAUGUCUCGGGUUCAGGUCCUGGACUCAGAGGGCCUCUUCACCCCCACUGUGCCUCUCUCUCCUCUCUACGCAGUUAGCAGCAGCAUGAACGCCACUGCUGCUGCUGCUGCUGCUGCUGCUGCUGGGCCCUUAGGGGCGCAGCAGCAGCAAGGGGGCCCCCCCGCCUGCUUCGUGCUGCCGGAGCGCUGGGGCCUCAUGAGGGGCCCCCUAACCCGUCGGGUUUCUAACAGAGAUGCAGCAGAGAAGCAGCAGCAGCAGCGGUCGCAGCAGCAGCAGCAGCAGCGGCAGCAACAGCAGCUGCAGCAGCUGCACCAGCAGUUCGCAAUGCUGGCGACUAAAAGAACCGAAAUAAACAUCCAGAGGAAGCAGCAGCAAAACGUGCUUCGGCCCAAAAUGCCUGCACAAGACAGGCAGCAGCAGCAGCAGCAGCAGCAGCAGCAGCAGGUUCUCCUGCAGCACAAGGCGCGCAUCCAGCAGCACAUGCAGCAGCAGCAACAACAGCAGCAGCAGCAGCAACAGCACAUACGCGCCAUGAACGCCAAACAACUGAAGGAGCAGUUUCUUCAUCAGCAGCAGCAGCUUCUCAAGAAGCAGCAGCAGCAGCAGCAACAGCAGUUGAAACAACGACAGCAGCAGGCGCAAUUGGCCCUGCUGUCGCAACGGCAGCAAGAACAGCAGCAGCAGCAGCAGCAGCAGCGGCUGCAGUACGCGCACCUGCAAGUGAGCAAUGCACAGCAGCAGCGAGCGCAGCAAUGGCAUAUUCAGCAGCAGCAGCCGCAGCAGCAGCAGCAGCAACAAAUGAAGCAGCAGCAGCAGCAGCAGCGUGAGUUGCCGCUGCAGCAAGAUGAGCCCAAAGACUGCCAGGGCCCUCUGGCGGCUGCUGCUGAGGGAGAGAGCGCAGCUGCGGCGCUGCAGUCUUCGACGAGGACUGUUCAGCAGCAGCAGCAGCAGCAGCAGCAACAGCAGCAAGAGCAGCAGCAGCAGCAGCAGAAGCAAAAGCAGCAGGAGGGGCCGCAGCCCAGGGCUUCACUGGCCGAGGGGCUAGUCAAGCGGGUGCAGCAGCAGCAGCAGCAGCCGCAGCAGCAGCGGGAAAGGGGCGCGAAGCAACUGGCGUCGUCUCCGAGCGCGCGGCCGCGCAGCAAGUGCAGCAGCAGCAGCAGCAGCAGCAGCAGCAGCAAGCGAGGGGAGGGGGAGGGUGGUCGCGGGAGCGGGGUCGCGAGCCCGAGCAGGCUGCAGGCAGCGCCAGUCACAGCAGCAGCAGCAGCAGCAGCAGCAGCAGCAGCAGCAGCAGCAGCAGCAGCAGCAGCAGCAGCAGCAGAAGCAGCAGCAGCAGCAGCAGCAGCAGCAGCAGCAGCAGCAGCAGCAGCAGCAGCAGCAGCAGCAGCAGCAGGGGGGCGGCGGCGGCUGUUUCUGGUGACCAACGCCAGCAGGGAGUGGGUCUGCAGGUCUGCGGGCAAGUUCAUGCCGCUGCUGUGGCAGCAGCUGCAGCAGCAGCUGCAGCAGCAGCAAAUAACUUUAGUUUCUGCCCGCGACCGGCUGCAGCAGCAGGGGCUGCCGCAGCGCCUCUGGAAGCUGCAGGUCUUCAGGGACAUUGUUGCGGAGACCCUGGGGGCCCCCGGGGGCCCCGGGGGGCCCCCCGGGGGCCCCCGGGGGGCCCCCUGCUGCCUCCUUUCCAUAGGAGAUGGAGACGGAGAGAGAGAUGCUUGUCUGGACCUCUGCAGCAGCUUUUCGAAAAACUUCGGCUUCUGCAAGUCCCUCAAGCUGCUGCCGCAGCCUUCUUGCGCCCAACUUGCUUCGCAGCAUUUGCUGCUGCAGCAGGCCUUUGCUGACAUUCUGCUGGUCUCUCAGAGCCUCGACAUGACCAUGCUGGACUACCACGCCGAAGCAGACUGCAGCAGCAGCAGCAGCAGCAGCAGCAGCAGCAGCAGCAGCAGCAGCAGCGGCGGCGGCGCCGGCGGCGGCCAGCAGCAGCAGCAGAAGCUGCCCGUGCUCGCCCAGGCGAUGCCACUCGGCCAAAAGCAACACGCGCUCCCGGACGCGCAGGCGCUGCAGCAGCAGCAGCAGCAACAGCACUUGCUGCAGCAGCAGCAGCAGCAGCAGCAAAGACAAGAGACAGCUGCUGCCAAACACGCAGCAGAAGAGGAGGCCCUUGUGUCCGGGGGGCCCCACGGCGAGCUGCUGCGCGACUGCAGCCGCCCGCAAGACGCCGCCGGGAAGCUGCAGCAGAAGCUGCUGCUGCCAGCAGCAGCAGCAGCAGCAGCAGCAGCAACAGCAGCAGCAGGAAACACAGAUGAGUUCAUUGACCAAAUCAGCGCAGAACUCUCGCAGCUGCAAAGCAGACUGCCUCUAGGGGGGGCCCCCCAACCUGAAGCGCCCCUACCCGCUCAUUUAUUAAGAGAUCAAAACUAA
Messenger RNA from Eimeria necatrix, 2415 nucleotides. RefSeq names its product Chromosome I, complete genome, related. Lineage: Eukaryota; Apicomplexa; Conoidasida; Eucoccidiorida; Eimeriidae. The transcript has 2 exons. The record is from RefSeq and is a predicted model, not a curated record. Bases 1 to 2415 code for a protein of 804 amino acids.